CUACAUGAAGAUCAUCAGUGAACUCAAGACUUUGGCUCAAGGGUCUUCAUGGUCACCUUGCUGGACAGAAAAUCAGAGGCAAUGCUUCUAGUUGGACCACACUCAGGCAUCAGCAUAGUUACUAACAUCAAAUCUUAUUCUCUUGCCCAGCUAACAGAUUUUGAGAACAUUAGAGGUCAUGCGGGUAGCAAAGGAAGGAGAAAACAUGAACAGGGUGGACAUCAAGCUGAAGGGCCAACGGUCUGAGACCAUCAGCUUAGGACUCCUUUCAGAAGAUGCCAACAACUUUGCUGGAAUGGUCGCUGGAUACUAUCAUAUCUUUGUGGAUCCUGACAGACGUCUGGUGGAGAGGACCAUGGGCAAAAAUACCAGUGAUCCUGAGGUACCCAGCUAUGAUAGUGUACACAAGGUGCAGGCAGAGCCCUGGUCCUACCCAGAGGAUCUUGUGUCAGAACUUGUUGGUACCUCAGGCACUAAGGUGUCAGAAAAUGAGCGCUUGGUUGAUUUAGCACAUGAGCCUCCAGAAUAUGUUGCAAAUGAAGAGUACCUCAGCAGGAUCAAGGAAGACCUUGGAAUUGCCACAAGUGAGACAACAACAAAUGGGGAUGACAAUGUUUCAAUCUUGAAUAAAAUGGAGACAUAUGCCAUGUCUGCAAUUAACAAUAGACUAAAGAGAAAUGGUAUGGAUGCACCUUUUGAAGAGGGUGUUACAUCAUUUGGCACAGCAUCCAGCAGUUCCCUCAAGGCUGUUCCUACUCCACACAGUUCUAUAUCUAGUCAUCCAGCAUUCAGUCCAAACAUAGAACUGUGGAAAGUGGAUUCUGCCGCAGCUAAUGGACAUUCUGUGCCUACUGGUUUCACUGGCAGCAUGCAAGACCCUCGCAUGGAUUCUGAACGUUCCUCUGAUACAGACAGCAUUUCACUGAUGGAUGCAGAACAUAAACCUCUCUUGUCUCAGGUUGAACAUGUGAAUGGCAACUUACGAAACAGUAUAGAUGCUGAAAGUGAUGAUACUGACAGUUUCGGGACUCCUAGUGGAAGCCCAGCUAAAGGCCGGCACUUACAACGAGCCUCAUCUGUUGAGUCAGGUAUGCACAGUUUUGGUCUACACAGUCCAGACACACUGCCUGCAGCAGAUGUAGAUUUUCAGCAAAUGGGUGAUGGAGAUUCACAGACGUUGCCUACAGAACUGUAUGAUGCUGCAUACAAUACAGCAAAUAUACUUCCUUCUCAAAAGUUUUAUUUUGAUCCAGAUAUUAUAGAUCUUACCGUCCUCCCACUUCUUGAUGUCCCUGAUGAUGACUUUAUGAUUGACUUCACGGCAUUGCCCAAUCUUCUUCCUCCAACCUUCUCUGCUUCACCUUCUCCACCUGUGCUGACACCUGAAAACUCUACCUCAUCAUUGCCAGCAGGCUUUAAAGACAGCACAUUGCAGCAAAUGCACCACAUUGAAUCGUCGGCAGGUUCCGACAUCUUUGGCAGCGACAUUGACACCCUUAUUGCCCACUUCUAUGUACCCCCUCCGCCAUCCUCUUCCAGCGCCAUGCCUUCUAAGACGGCCUCCUACAGUGGCUCAGGGAAGCCAGGCGAUCACCAUCAGCAGGCAGUUGAGUUGGAUGAGGACUUGUCUUCACUCAUCAUUCCGCCUCCACCAACGACCUCGCAAGCCGACGACGUUGACAGUUCCCUACCUGCUGCCGACAAUCGCAGAAAGUUCCGGCACAAACGGUCCUCGUCUGUAGACAUUGGGGCGCUAAGCUUAGCCAAAAAACAACUGGAGAUGUCUGACAAGAGAAGAUCUUUAGACAGUCAGGAGAUGCAGCACCAGACGACAGAGAGCAGCACCAGACCUAGCCAACCCCCGCGUGACCUUGGUGACCUGGGCAAGUUCCAAUCGUCUUUGCAUGAAGACGUGGAGGUAGAGUCACCAGCCACGGUGUCCUUGAAGCUUCAUAAUCUCCUGAAGUCCUUGCCCAGCUUCGUCACAGAGGACCAGCAGGAAAAACAGGGGCAAGAACAGCAGCAGCAGUUAUUCCGCACCGGUUCGCUUCGCAUUCCUCGCAGCGCCUCGCUAGACGUCAUCGCAAGCGGAAGAACCGCGUCGCAGUCAGCUGAUGGUGGCACUGCUCGUGUCUUUUCCGGAAGUUCUGUACUGAGAACGUUUUUUUCGGGCACCAGCAGUCUGGGCAGGAACUCCGGCCGGCGAGCAGCACCACACGGGCAGAGAGGUCCAGAGCCACCUGCCUCCACUGACCAGCUUGUCCCCGCUGGCGCAGCGAAGAAAGACAGUGUGGACAAGCAACAGAACCACUCCGACAGCUUGGCAGCACUGAAGGCCAAGCUGAAGGAUUACAGAGACAGUCUUCUGCGGCGCUCCAGGAAGAAGUCUGUGUCACUGGAGGAGACAGAAGGCAGGUCAGAAAAGGAGAAGUCGGGCAGCUUGAAGAGGUCCAACUCCUUGACCAGAAUCAUGUCUCACAUCACGAGGCAUCACAGAUCCAGGUCAAGCGAUUCUUCGGUUUAUGGAGACGGCAACUGGACUCUGCGACAUCAACCGCCGGGCGCCAGUCCUUCCUCGUCCGCGACUGAUGUCAACAUCACCAGUGUAGCCCCUGCUGGGGAGCCAGAUGAUUCAGGGGGAGAGAAACGAGCGCCUGUUGUGAGAGAAAUGUUUGCAGUGCCGAGGACAAUUACCCUGCGGCCGAAAACAAACGGGGGUGAUGCUCAGACAGAUGUAGAGGCGUACCUAAAGGACGUUAUGCGACAGGGUAGGUCGCGGAAGAGCGGACCGUUAAAAGCGCUGUCGUCUGUAAUCAGCGAGCAGAAGAGUUCUGACGUCAAGCUGGUCAGCGAGCAGAAGAGUUCCGACGUCCCGCUGGGCAACGCGCCAGACCACGCACCCUCCCCUCUCACCAACUCGCAUCUACACGCUUCCAAGGACGAUCUCUCCAUGACGGCCAGGGGCAAGAAAAAGUCCAAGGCUAAGGCCAACCCUUACGCCACCAUCAAACUGUGGCGGCCUUUGGCCGACAACUCUGGCGUCGCCAGAGAUGAGGAGGUGUUCCAAGACUUCACGAACUUUGACCUGCUAAUGGAAGAGCACGCGCUGCCGGUCACUGGUCAUCUGCGACAGGAGGAAGGAAACUGGACGCCAGGGGCUGGGUCGUCUAGCAGAGCCGUGGGGUCAUUUUCUGUCGGUUCCCGGGAUAAAGUAGCAGCGACAGGAGCAGCAGGAAUUGGGGUUGGCGAGCUGGGGCGGUGGGAGUCACCAGCCAGGGACUUUUCUCUCGGUGAAGAUUCCCCAGAGACAGAACGCCGCGCUCCCGCUGGUCGGCCGCGCGGACGGUCACCCACGCGCCGCCCCCGUCAAAUGGCACCUUCAUCGCCGCCGCAGACAGUGGUGAACGGCGAGGAACUGGUAGCUGAUUACCCACGUGACCCGUCCCCAGCCAUGCGUCAUGGGACGUCGCUUUCCUCGUACACGCAUGACCCCGAUGAGUUAGGGCGCUAGCCAGGCCGUGCUGGACGGCAGUUUAAACAUGGUCAGUCCGGCGGUCAGCAGAUCCGUCAUGGCCAUCUUGUCCAAGACGUAUGGUACGCAAGACUUUGACGGGGCGCGAGAGGACGUGGAGCGGCUGCUGACACAGCUGAAGAUGACGGUGGAGGGGCUCCAGGGCCAGACCACGUGCAGCGAUAAGCAGUGGCAGGCCGUGCUGCAGGACCUACAGCUGCAGACCAAGGAGUUUGUUAGCGACGCCAAGCGCCUGGUGGCGUCCACCUCAGGUCCACGAGAACUGGCGGCUGAGCCGCUACACGCAGCCAUGCAUUCCUUGGCCCGCCUUCUGCUACACAGCCAGGCCGUCAUGACAGCCAUGAGGUCCGUGCACCACGCCCAGCACGUGGGCUUCCAGGUCAUCAAGGUCACCACGGCCUUCAAGAGCACGUUAGCUGCCGGCGAUGCGGCCGUGGCCAAACCUCGUAACGACCCUCACGUCAUAUACCUGAUGCGACAAGCGCAGUACCUGGCGGGUCUCCUCAGCACCCUGCUCACAACCUUGACCACCCUGCAACAGGGGCUGUGACUGCGUGCUUUGGGACAGUGACGUGUACUGAUGUUGUCCAGUGUCCUAACGCCUUGUAUUUUUCCAAAAAACGAAAUCUGUACAGCACUCAGUAUGUCAUAAUGUUGUUCAUCCUGUGCAUUUAUAACCCCGUCCCAUCCCACCCAACCCUGCCACACAGAUUGUAAGUCUAGUUUGUAUGAGCUUUCUUAUCGCCAGUUAUACCCCCACGUCAUAGCCCCACGUCACCUGAAGGUGGAUGUCUGGCUUGUAUGAGCUUUCACUUGUCUCUGUCGCACAUAGCAGUGCCCGUACAUUUCUUGAGGUAAGGGGCGAGCGGGCCUAUGAGCGGUUUUAUGUAAACUUUCAGCCCAGCCCGUGUGUGACAUGAUCAUUCCGCAGCGUUCUGUGAUAUGCCUGACAUUUCCUACGCUUAGCCCUGUUGUAACUGUGUUAAUCGGCGAGCAUCAACUGACCACGUGACUUGUUUAUGGGCACAUCACCUCCUGUUACUUCCGACUUGGGACCCAACGACACACGUCCUCUCUCUGUAGCCUUUCCAAGUAACAUAUGAGCUUCGCUUUUUACAGUUGGCAAUGACGACAAUAUUCUGUAGGUGUGUUUGUGUUCAUUAACGGGUGUAUCGUGAAUGUGGGGAGUGUGUCGGGACCGUGUGCGUGUCGCUUUGAGUGCGUGGUAGCGCUGGCUACAUGUGGAGGUCUGGCCACGGGUUAUUAGCUUUUUGUAGCUGAAUAUGUUUCUUGUGGGCGCAGUUAUUUUGUAAGGCGGCUUAAGUGUAUUGAAGUAUUGUUUUCGGCAAUAUCUAAUCAUUAUUUUUUGUCAAUGCACUACCCAGGGGACUUAAUAAACGACAAAGAAAGAACA
Pomacea canaliculata is the source of this 4946-nucleotide messenger RNA. RefSeq lists its product as uncharacterized. The coding region runs from base 179 to 3511 and encodes 1110 amino acids. The transcript is spliced from 12 exons. The record is from RefSeq and is a predicted model, not a curated record. NCBI's taxonomy places the organism in Eukaryota, Metazoa, Mollusca, Gastropoda, Architaenioglossa, Ampullariidae.